AUGAGUGUUGGCGUUAUUGAGGUAGUUGAAGAUUCGGCAGUGCGAUCUGCGCUCGUCGACUCGGAUGCCGAAGGUGAUGAAUUGUCGCAAGAUUGGUCGCAUAUCGCCAAGCUCUCCAAAAGCCAGGUCGUGGUACCGAAAAGAGGUGAGAAAGACUAUGGGCCUGAUGGCACUGAUGCACAGGAACUACUUCUUUACAAGGCUAGGAAAGCUAUGUUCGAUUCCCUCUCGGACGCCGCAAGAGGUACUGUGAUAAAAAAUCUGACGCAUGCUUUCUAUGUGCCCGAGCUUCAUUCUGCGUUCGUCCCCAAGCCCAAGGGCAGCUUUAUGCAUACUAUUGGUAAAGUCGACAGAAAAGGAGUAUGUUGGCUGACAUUUCAUGAGCUCGUCUACCUGGCGGAAAGAGGUACCAUAACGCCUUAUUUCAAGCACAGUGAACGCCAAGACCAUGAUCUAGAUCCUUCGCUGAGCAUAGAAGAUCUGUAUAUGCUUUUCAAGUCACCUCAGGAAGCUGAUGAAUUUGCCGUAUACGCACAUUUGAAGAGGUUAGGGUUUAUUGUAAUGAACUCUCAGCCAAGGCAAGAAAUGACCCAUCGAGAAGUCCCCAAGGCGAUACCAAGUCUCUUCCAAUCCUUUCGCUCCUUAGCAAGAAGGCAGUUUGAUAUUUUCCGGACACCAACCUACCACCCGUUGCAGUUCCAUUUGAUGCGGUACACCUCGUCUGGCCAAAUAUAUGACGCACUCAGCAAGCUGAUUCCCCAUUAUGUAGCUCCCAAAACCAUUCAGGAUCUACAAGGCGAGAAAUUAUUAACCUUAAAGGAGGGGGACUCCUCUCGAUCGUUCACGUUUGAUGUUUGGAAACCUCAGGGCAGCUUUAAAAAGAAGGCACCGGGUUGGCCAGACUUCCAAGUGCUAGUUGUGAACAAAAAUACCAAAGAUUACAAAUUCCCGACUUACUCUGAGAUGAAGCUUCUGUUUAAAAAUCUAAAUACGAAGGUAGACAGCCUCGUGCCAGAGUCGUUGAGUGGUAAGACACCGCCAGAGAAAGGAAAGGCCCAGCGCCAGAGCAAACCAGUUGCACCUCACGUUGAACAGCAAAGACGUUUGAAAAAAGGCUACAGAAGCUUUAUACUGGCUCUCAUGGAUGACGGAUUGAUUAGCUUUGUUCGCCUAACGGAAUCUGAUUUCGGCUCUGAAAAGGUGUGGUUCGAUCCUAAGCGUUCUCCCAUCAUAAAGUCGAACUCUCGUAACAAGCGGAAGACUAGCUCGGACCGCAGCGCGGGUAAAUAG
Messenger RNA from Lachancea dasiensis, 1290 nucleotides. NCBI's taxonomy places the organism in Eukaryota, Fungi, Ascomycota, Saccharomycetes, Saccharomycetales, Saccharomycetaceae. The record is from the annotation of a GenBank genome assembly.